Molecule: messenger RNA, 1551 nt
Organism: Saitoella complicata NRRL Y-17804
Lineage: Eukaryota; Fungi; Ascomycota; Saitoellomycetes; Saitoellales; Saitoellaceae
Product: general substrate transporter
Exons: 1
Coding region: 1-1551 (516 amino acids)
Biological process (GO): transmembrane transport; carbohydrate transport
Cellular component (GO): membrane
Molecular function (GO): carbohydrate:proton symporter activity
Source: RefSeq, a predicted model, not a curated record
AUGCUCGACUUUACCAAACUCCGAGGCACAGCCCUCAUUUAUGCCAUCACUGCAGCCUCGGGCUCCUGUUUCAUUCUCUUCGGCUACGACAAUGGAGUCAUGGCUGGUCUCAUCACUGCUCCCUCUUUCACCUCCGCAAUGGGGAACCCUUCGUCGGGGACGACGGGUACGAUCGUCGCCGUGUAUAAUUUGGGGUGUUUUAUUGGGUGUAUGCUCGCUGCUGCCUUUGGUUUCAAACUCGGUCGUCGACGAACCCUUCUCCUCGGAAACGUCGUUCUUAUCAUCGGUACAAUCAUCCAGGCUGCGUCUUAUGGCGUUCCACAACUCAUCGUGGGGCGAAUCGUGACAGGCAUGGGAACAGGUCUCAACACAGCAACAAUCCCAACCUGGGUCUCCGAGACUGCAAAGGCCGAAGCGCGUGGUUCCCUGAUCGCAACCCAACUCGCUAUCGUAUCAGCCGGAAUCGUGAUCGCGUAUUGGCUCGAUUAUGCCAUGGUCCGCGGUGCAUCCGGGCAAGUCGUCUGGCGCUUCCCUAUCGCGUUCCAAGCAUUCUUUGCACUCCUCACCAUCUGUAUGGUUCUCUUCCUGCCUGAAUCACCACGCUGGCUCUACGCUGUAGGGAGGACAGAGGAAGCAGACCACGUCAUGGCCCGUCUCCUUGACGAACCCGCCAACGGGGUGAUCUUACAGCGUGAGAGAAAUGGUAUCUUGGAAGCCAUCAAACUCGAACGCGAACAACCGAAAUUCACAAUCCGCGACAUGUUCCGCAACAAAAACUCCGAACUAAAAAUCACACGCCGAAUUAUCCUCGGCUUCGUCGUGCAAUGUAUCCAGCAAUUCACGGGUAUUUCGGUGGUGGUGAACUACCUCCCUUACCUCAUCGAAAAUCAACUCUUCCUCUCCGGAAAUCUGGCCCUCAUCAUCGGUGGAAUAGCAGCAGUGGUAUACCUCAUCGCCUCUAUCCCACCGAUCUUCUACGUCGACCGUUUGGGAAGACGCAAGAUGCUCAUGUUUGGGUCCGUGGCAAUGUCACUCGCUUGGCUCCUCUUCAUCAUCUUCGUCACACGCUCAUCCAGAGCAUGUCUCUACAUCGCCAUCGUCAUGAUCUUCCUCUACCAAAUCGCGUUCGCCUUCUCCUGGCUUUCGGUACCCUGGAUUUACCCCUCCGAAAUCACGCCCCUCAACGUCCGCCAUAUCGGUUCAGGAUUCGCUACAUCUGCAGAGUGGCUCACGGCAUUCCUCAUCGCGGAAGUCUCCCCGGUGGCUAUCGACACCAUCUCCUGGCGCUUUUACCUCGUCUUCCUCUGCGUCUGUAUCAUUUCAAUCCCAGUCGUCUACUUCUUCUUCCCCGAAACAGCGGGCAAGACCCUCGAAGAGAUCGACGUCAUCUUCGCUUCGGGCGCAUUGACAGAAGGCAAGACUGGACGGAUCAUGAAGGCACAGAAGGAUAUUGAGACAGGAAGUCAUGGAGAUGAUGAGAAGGUUGAGCAUAAGGAGAAUCUGAGUAGGGCGAAUUCGGGGAGUUCGGAUCAGACGCUGAGGAAUCUAUAG